This is a messenger RNA of Lachancea nothofagi CBS 11611, 798 nucleotides long. NCBI's taxonomy places the organism in Eukaryota, Fungi, Ascomycota, Saccharomycetes, Saccharomycetales, Saccharomycetaceae. The record is from the annotation of a GenBank genome assembly.
AUGAAUUUACCCACACUCUUCCAACAUUUUGGAGCACGUAUAUUCAAGCCGACCCCAGGUACAUUGAGGCUCAUGACAUGUUCGAGGAUUUUGCAAUCGAGUUACAGCUCAGCCCUGAGACAGGUUCAUAGCACCGCAAAGAAAGAUCAUACAACGCUGCUUAACAGUGACAAAUUGGCAACGUUCAACGUUUUGAGUCUCAAAGCAUUGAAAAACGAAUGCAGAACUCGGGGUCUUAAGAUUUCAGGGAGAAAAGGCGAGCUUGUUGAUCGGAUUUUGGCAUUCGAAAAUUCUGGGUCAGUUUCUGGUACGUUUCCGGCGGUAAGUGCACGUAAGCUACACAGCUUACCGACACUUAAAAACAAGGGAAGUUCAAAACAUGUGGACGACGUCAAGCUUCCAGAUGUUGCCGCUACUGAAGACUCUUUGGAGUCUCUUGACAAGGAGUACAUAGUUCACAUCACACCCCUUUCAGAAAGUGCAGAUAAAAAACCUGUCACACUGCUAGAAAAAGAACUUCUCUCUCAACAAAGCGAUUCGACCAGUUCACCACAAGUCUCGACCACAGACCACGAAAAGGUGAUAUUUCAUGCCGAUACGCUUGCAGAGAAUUACGAAAUUGUCAAUGAGGACGCUGAAGCUGCUACAGAAACAGAUAGCUACGAAAAUAGCGAUCCAUCAGCAAGAAGUUCUCAAUUGAAUACUAAAGACAAGACUUUCUUUCUCAGUUUCGCGGCAGUCGUGGCGGGUUGGUGGUCGCUCAAAUACUGGAGCAACUCUGAUGAACGUAAGGAUUGA